Molecule: messenger RNA, 2203 nt
Organism: Bombyx mori (domestic silkworm)
Lineage: Eukaryota; Metazoa; Arthropoda; Insecta; Lepidoptera; Bombycidae
Gene: NGR-A25
Product: neuropeptide receptor A25
Exons: 8
Coding region: 253-1512 (419 amino acids)
Biological process (GO): neuropeptide signaling pathway
Cellular component (GO): plasma membrane
Molecular function (GO): neuropeptide receptor activity
Source: RefSeq, a predicted model, not a curated record
AGUUCGCGUUGAUAAAGAUCCCCGUUACGACAUGUCUCCGUCGUGCGGACAACUUUAUCUACGUAAAAAAUACGUAACGGCUUUUUCUAUGUAAAACUAUAGAAUGCUUAUAAUCUCUUUUUCUCAAAAAAAAUACAUACCCAAAACGUAAAAUAAUUUUUUAAAACAUUCUAGAUAUUUGUUUUAAACUUUUAAAUAUUCGUUCAAACAGUUGUUUAUCUGGACGCGGAAUAAUUAUUAUUUUUAUCAAAAAUGGAUACUGGUUCGUUCCUUCGUGGAAACGAGACUUAUGAUGAGUUUUUCGAACGGUGCAACAAUCUUUCACGUUUCGAUUGCACUGAAGAAGAAAUGCUAUGGUGGCUAAUGGGCUCCAGGAGGCUGCCUCUCAGGGAAAUAAUCCCUAUUAGCAUUGUAUUAGUGGUGAUUUUCCUUACUGGCGUGAUCGGAAACGUGUGUGUUUGUGUGGUCAUAGUUAAACAUCCAGGGCUGCAUACGGCAACUAAUUACUACUUGUUCAGUUUGGCGAUUAGUGACCUGCUGUUGUUAAUGUUCGGUCUCCCCAACGACUUGUCAGUGUAUUGGCAUCAAUACCCUUACAGCCUGGGCCUCGUGUUCUGCAAAUUGAGGGCCUUAAUAUCGGAGGCGGCUACGUACGUUUCGGUCCUGACUAUAUCGGCGUUCUCACUGGAACGCUACCUGGCGAUAUGUCACCCUCUGCACGUAUACGCGAUGGCCGGCCUCACUCGCGCUUCAAGGAUCAUACUCAUUCUGUGGAUUAUAUCCGUCGUCUGUGCUUCGCCUUUUGCUGUCUACACCGAUAUCACCUACCGAGAUUACCCGCCAAAUUCCGGCAACAUUUCCGUGGACUCGGCAUUCUGCGCUUUAAUGGCAUCCUCGCCGCUACUGGAACUAAGCAGCAUCUUCUUCUUCUUCAUACCUGCCGUUCUAAUACUGUGUCUCUAUGUCAGGAUGGGUCUACAUAUAAGAUCCACCAGGCUGACUGAGAAGACAAAGCUUGGAUUGCUGAAUGGACAUGUUCACGGCGAGACGCGACAGGCUAAGUCUAGGAAGGCUAUCAUUAGGAUGCUAGCGGCUGUCGUGAUCGCAUUCUUCGUGUGCUGGGCCCCGUUCCACGUUCAGCGCGUGUUUUACGUCUACGGCUACAGUCUCCCGCAUUACCACGUCAUCAACGAGCACCUCUUCAACGUCGCCGGCGCCCUAUACUACGUGUCUGCUACAGUCAACCCGAUCUUGUACAAUGUAAUGAGUGGAAGGUACCGUCACGCCUUCCGUGAAACCCUGCUCUGCAGCAGGAAAUGUCAUCGCUCCCGCACCGGACACUUCGACACGGUUUGCCGCGAAGCUACUCCCGUCAAUUCUACUACCAGCCGAACCAGAGAGACAAGGGUCUCGUUUAUCAGCAAAGUCGAUUACGUAAAGGACCCGACCCCGUAUUGCAUUGGAGAAGAAGAGGAACUAUGUGACUUUAAGGUACAACCGAAAAUACUAUAAUGAUUGUCCAGGCUUUAUUGUCGACCUUUAAUGAGAGGCGGCGUCAUAUUAAAGAGGCUAAUUAUAAUUAAUUAUAAUCACUUCUUGGAGAUUAAUUAAGCUAUAAUGAUCGGUUUAGAUAUAAUCUAGUUUUACUUCGGUAUUAUCUAAUAUAAAAUUAAAUGGAGUAUAUUUAAAUUAUUUAAUUAACUUCUUAGUUAUAAAAAUAUUUAAAGAUUAACUAUAAUAGGAGUAAAUUUAACUCUAAUAAGUUCCUCGAUCUGUAAUUUAAAUUUUGACUGUAUUAUCAUCAGCAUAAAUCAGAUCUUUGUCUCAUUUGAAGCUUUCCAAACAAAGAGUAUAACAUUCAACAAAAUUUUUAUAUCGUAUUAUUGUGUAUGUGAUUGUAUCAAUUUGAUUGAUUUGCGUAAAUAUAAAUAAUAUAGAUCUAUUAGAAUGUAUGUUUGAUUAAUUAUUAGUAAGUACCACUGUUUUGUUCAGUUGAUACAAAAGCGUUUUUCUUUUAUUACUAUUUUUUUUUGACAAUAGAUUCAGAUAUUUAAAUAUAUCUCGCCAAGCAAUUAAGAACAUGUCCGUAAAUCUAACUUUAAUUAAUUGUAGAUUAAAUUAUUAUACCAUUAAAUUAAGCUAUAUGUUUGAUGUUUGUAUUUAAAAAGAUAAUGAAUUAAAUAAAGGUUUCGUUCACAAUUUA